Molecule: messenger RNA, 1041 nt
Organism: Aspergillus versicolor CBS 583.65
Lineage: Eukaryota; Fungi; Ascomycota; Eurotiomycetes; Eurotiales; Aspergillaceae
Exons: 3
Coding region: 1-1041 (346 amino acids)
Source: RefSeq, a predicted model, not a curated record
AUGGCUCCCCCAGUUGCACUCGAAACUCCACAAGCUGGCAUUCUCCCCAAAACACCAAAAACCCAACAUGACCCAGUAGGACCAAGCCAGGCUGGCACUACACUAUUCAACCCAGCAAAACACCUAUCCUUCUCGCCACCCUCCAAAACCCUCCAAAUGUCCGACCUAGCCCUCGAGCCGACACCCCUCUCCAACGUCGCAACAACAGAACCGUUUCCACUCCUCUCCCACGACGCAGUCCUUGCGCACCGCCGAGAGAUAUUCAGCCCUGACGUACUCGACAACUGCAUGCACCACACACGACCGGGCUCCGUGCAGAUCCGCGGGAUGGCACCGCGCUACGCCCCCUUCAUCCACCAGUUCUGGCACUCCCCUGAAGUCCUGAGAAUCAUCAGCAACGUUGCGGGCGUGGAACUUGUUCCGGCGAUGGAUUAUGAGAUCUCGCAUGCUAAUGUGCAGCUCGGGGGUGGGGGGUUAGAGGAGAUGAAGGAGAGGGAGGCUGUGACGGAUCAGACGAAGCCGAUUAUUGAGUGGCACAAGGACUCGCAUCCUUUUGUUUGUGUUGUUAUGCUGUCUGACGCGAGACAUAUGGCUGGGGGUGAGACAGAGUUGAUGAAGGGGGAUGGGUCGACUUUGAAGGUGAAGGCGCCGCAGAUGGUGAGUUGGCGAUAUAUCACGCACACCGCAGCGCCGGUAACUAACAUGCCGGAAAGGGUUACGAUCGUGACGUCUUUCCGGCCAAAAAACCCUAUGCUGGUGGAUGAGAUGACGAAUGCAAACAUCAGGAACAAGUCUCAUCUUUCGGAGCUGUACUACCAGUGGACAACGUAUCGUCUGGACGUGCUGGCAGAGCGUGCGCGGAUAGUUGCAGAGACGCUGCGCAAGCGCUACGAGGAGAAUGUCAAGCAGUCAGAUCCAGAAGGAAAGAAAGGCCUGUGUCGUAUCGAGACGGUGGACGUCGCCGCGAUGCAGAAAUGGGCAGACGAGCAGAUUGCUUAUAUCCAGCAGACCAUGUACGAGAUGAGGCCGCUUGGGCAGUAG